Molecule: messenger RNA, 2181 nt
Organism: Anneissia japonica
Lineage: Eukaryota; Metazoa; Echinodermata; Crinoidea; Comatulida; Comatulidae
Product: cyclin-dependent kinase 14-like
Exons: 15
Coding region: 479-1639 (386 amino acids)
Biological process (GO): protein phosphorylation
Cellular component (GO): cytoplasm; cytosol; nucleus
Molecular function (GO): ATP binding; cyclin-dependent protein serine/threonine kinase activity; cyclin binding
Source: RefSeq, a predicted model, not a curated record
CUGAAACAGAAAAGUUGUCUAAUGAUGACAUUUUAUAAGUAGGCCUAUUAUAAAUCGAUCUGUCAAAAUAUAAUUAUGAAAAUAAAUUCAUGAAAAUUUUGGUCUGAACAAGUGAGGCUUGGAAGGUUGCUCGACCCACUGUUUCCCUGUAGGCCUACCUAACAGUGUUACGUGUAAGUGGUGGCGCUAAGAACUGAACGUCGAAGUAGAAACAUAAGACGACUUAUUAGAAAUUCAUCAAUAGUUAAUUGCAAAUGAACGCAAUGACAAGUUGGAGGGGGCUGAGGAGACAACCAGUCGCUUCAAACAAUUCAGAAGAAGAAUUUCCAUAAAAGGUUUAAAAAGAUCACUGAGUCGUGAGGCAUCUAGUCCAACGUCGCCCCCGCCGACUAUUGAAGAAAAUGGAAAUAUUGAUGGUGCUUUUACUAACUCCAGUGCAAUAUUUAGGGGAAUAACAGAGGAGAAUGGCAAUCGACUAAUGGGAACGUCUACUAGCUCUACGUUUACAUCUAAAGGUAGUCGGCCGGCCUUGUACCGGUACCGCUCGGCAAAUGAUGCUUUGCCACAACUAUACAACAACUAUAUGAUGGAGUUUGAGAAACAGAAAAGCAAAGAUGACUAUGUCAGAAAACCACGUCCUAGAAGUAUGCUGGCUAGUACAUGUGCUACCCAAGGCCGCCUUGAGUCCUACAAGAAGAUUUGUCAGCUUGGUGAGGGUUCAUAUGCCACAGUGUUCAAGGCCCAUUCUGUUGUCAACAACCAAAUUGUAGCUUUAAAGGAGAUUCGUCUACAGGAAGAAGAGGGCGCACCAUUUACAGCAAUACGUGAAGCAUCAUUAUUAAAGGGGUUGAAGCACGCGAACAUUGUGCUGCUUCAUGAUAUAAUUCACACGAAAACGUCAUUGACAUUUGUCUUUGAAUAUGUGAAUACCGAUUUAAGCACACACCUCGAGAACCAUAGCAGUGGUUUACAUCCAACCAAUGUUUGUCUGUUCCUCUUCCAACUUCUACGUGGACUGGCGUUCUGCCACCAGCGCCUAAUUCUACACCGGGAUUUAAAACCACAGAACAUUCUCAUUAGUGAAAUUGGUGAGCUGAAACUUGCUGAUUUUGGCCUUGCUAGAGCCAAGUCAAUCCCCAGCAAGACCUAUUCACAUGAAGUUGUAACCCUAUGGUAUCGACCUCCUGAUGUCCUCCUUGGCUCCAAAGAUUAUUCUAUACAGUUAGAUAUGUGGGGUGUAGGGUGUAUUUUUGUUGAGAUGAUCACGGGACAAGCACUGUUCCCUGGAAUGAAAGAUUUUAAAGACCAACUAGAAAGAAUAUUUAAGGUAUUAGGAACACCGACUGAACAAAUCUGGCCAGGUGUUUCAUCACUACCCCAUUACAAACAAGCUUGUACGAAGAUGCAUCGACUGAAAUCAUUACGGCAGUCUUUUCCAAAGUUAUGCAACAUUCCAUGGUCUGCUGAACUAGCUGAGCAACUCUUGCAAAUGGAUCCAAAGAGGAGGAUAAAGACAGGAGAAUGUAUGAGGCACCAGUACUUUAGAUGUCUCCCAUCAGUUAUUCAUGAGUUACCUCACACUACUUCCAUAUAUAACAUUCCUAGUGUGGUCUAUCAACCAGAAUCAACUAGUAAUUAAAGACCAUAAUGAGAGAUGUAGGUUUCAGAAGUGAUUGAGCAGCUAUGCCAGUCUUGCCUAUUCAAGCAGAAUUAAUAUACAGGUGAACAGUAGGCUUAAUAUUGUAUCCAGGUGGCCACAUAGCAAAUCUUCUGAAAAAUUUAGCAGUGACAUCGCUAAUUAAACAAAUGUAACAUGUUCAUACAAUAUAAACAAAUUUCAUGACUUUGUUUUAUUAACUGGAAUUUUCUUACAAUUACUUUUUGAGCUAAUCAAAUUAAAAACAAGAUGCCAAUUUCAAUUUCAUAAAAAUUAUAUGAUUUUUUUAGGCCUAUUACUGUAUUUACUAUUUUAUGUUAAUAAUUCAGAAAUGUUAAUUUUAGAUUUUAGUUUUCUUGAUGUUCUUUGUGUAGUGGAAUAAUAUAUAUAAUAAUAAUAGUAAUAAUGAUAUAUAAGUAUGAAUUUUAUAUCACCUAUUAUAUAUAGUGCCAUAAAUUCUUAUAACCUGAAAAAUUGUGAUGCCAGAAAUUCUUUCAAUUUUAUGGCACUAUGCUCUAUGUUUG